This is a messenger RNA of Entamoeba invadens IP1, 498 nucleotides long. RefSeq lists its product as hypothetical. The transcript has a single exon. Gene Ontology annotation, molecular function: translation elongation factor activity. Bases 1 to 498 code for a protein of 165 amino acids. Gene Ontology annotation, cellular component: cytoplasm; nucleus. The record is from RefSeq and is a predicted model, not a curated record. Gene Ontology annotation, biological process: translational elongation. Lineage: Eukaryota; Evosea; Mastigamoebida; Endamoebidae.
AUGACUGAACAAGAGAAAGUUGCCACUGAAACUGCCGAGGCUGAAGCACCAAAGGUUGAAUUCAACUUGGAAAGCUGGAAGCGUUUGUAUUGCAACUCUGAAAUUACCGAGUCCAUCCCAUGGUUCUUCGAACACUUCGACAGUGAGCACUUCACAAUUUGGUUCUCCAAAUACAACACCCCAGUCGAAAUGCCACAGAGAUUCAUGGUCAACAACUUGGUUGGUGGAACCAUUCAGAGACUCGACUCUCUCUCCAGAAACGGAUUCGGUUCAAUCCUCAUCUUCGGUGAGCAAUCCCCAUACGAAAUCGAAGCCCUCUGGGUCUUCACUGGACACGAAUUACCAAAGGAAUUCACUGAUUGCGCUGAUACUGAGUGCUAUGAUACCAGAAAGAUGGAUCUUAACAACGAAGCCGAUAAGGUUAUCAUCAAGGAGUUCUUGGCUUGGGAAGGUGAUUUCGGAGGAAGAAAGAAUCCAGACGGAAGACUCUUCAAGUGA